This is a messenger RNA of Dicentrarchus labrax (European seabass), 1152 nucleotides long. It is a transcript of the gene mettl6, whose product is annotated as methyltransferase 6, methylcytidine. The coding region runs from base 66 to 998 and encodes 310 amino acids. The transcript is spliced from 6 exons. NCBI's taxonomy places the organism in Eukaryota, Metazoa, Chordata, Actinopteri, Moronidae. The record is from RefSeq and is a predicted model, not a curated record.
ACAAACAUGGACGUGAAAUGUGGAAAAUCGAACUAGGCGCAAGAUUUUUCUAAAACAAUAACCUCAUGGCGCGGUCGGAAGAGACACGGUUCCCUGGUGAUGUUAAAAUGACAGCUACCGAGGAAGACGUGGGGUCAAAGGACGAGGGGUCAAAGGACGUGGUGUCUCCGUGUGUCCCCGCACAGACCAAAACAUCCGCCGCCAGAGGUUUAACCGCGGAGGGGCCGCAGAGAGUCGGCGGGGAGCGGGCUCUGGUGUCCGACUUCAAACACAUGAAGUUGGAGAAAGAAGCUCAGAAAAACUGGGACCUGUUUUACAAAAGAAACGCUACACAUUUCUUCAAGGACAGACACUGGACCACCAGAGAGUUUGAAGAGCUCCAGGCUUGCAGAGAGUUUGAGUCCCAGAGGCUGGUGCUGCUGGAGGCGGGCUGCGGUGUAGGAAACUGCAUCUUCCCUCUGCUGGAGGAUGACCUCAACAUCUUUGUUUACGCCUGUGACUUCUCGCCACGAGCUGUUGAAUUUGUCAAACAAAACCCUCUGUACUGCCCUGAGCGCUGCUGUGCCUUCCAGUGCGAUUUAACUAACGAUGAUCUGAGGGACAAUGUGCCCGAGGGCAGCGUGGACGUCAUCACUCUCAUCUUCGUGCUGUCGGCCAUCCACCCGGACAAGAUGAAGCUGGCUUUGCAGAACAUCAGCAGGGUGCUGAAGCCUGGAGGCAUCGUCCUGUUCAGGGACUACGGCCUGCACGACCACGCCAUGCUCCGAUUUAAAGCCGGCAGCAAGCUGGGGGAGAACUUCUACGUCCGCCAAGACGGCACCAGGUCCUACUUCUUCUCUAAAGAGUUCCUGGCUGAGCUGUUUGAGGACACGGGCCUCCAGUCUGUUUCUAACGACUACGUCCUGAGAGAGACGGUCAACAAGAAGGAGGGGCUUUGUGUUCCCAGAGUGUUCCUGCAGAGCAAAUUCACCAAGCCCGGGCGACCACAGAGCUCCUGAUGUCAUUCACCUUAUGAAUCUCCAAAGGUGGCAGAGAAAACAAAAGACUGAGAAAUGAUUAUAUUAUUUGGUGGAAUCGGUAGCCUAAAUGUUACAGAAGAGAGCUUGUGGCCUACUGGUUUGAAUCCUCUGGAACAUGAGGGAGGUGCAGAGG